UCACCUUUCAUCACGAUCUACCUAAAGCAAGUUCCGUUCAUCUUCUCUGCACAUUGUUUGAGCAAGUUCCGAUUCUUCUAGGAACGAUGGCAGUAAGUUCUGGAAUAGACCUGGCCUUGACAUUAACAAAAUCUCUUCAUUCACCUCCCAGAUUAUUUACGACGAGGGUUGGAGGAAUCAAGAGCUCCCAAUGUAGCUUGGUUGUGGGUAAUAAGGUGAAUUUCACAAAGCAGAGAAGUCAGGUUUCUCAAGUUAGACGUAGGUCUGGUAAAGGUGGAGGUGCUUUAGCUGCUACUUGUCGUGAUGAUAAAAUUCUAGUGGCUAACAGGGGAGAAAUUGCUGUUCGUGUCAUUCGAACUGCUCAUGAGAUGGGUAUUCCUUGUGUUGCGGUUUACUCAACCAUUGACAAGGAUGCACUUCACGUUAAACUGGCUGAUGAAUCGGUUUGUAUUGGUGAAGCUCAGAGCAGUCAAUCAUACUUGUUGAUCCCAAAUGUCCUCUCUGCUGCCGUUAGUCGGGGAUGUACAAUGCUGCAUCCUGGAUAUGGCUUCCUUUCGGAAAAUGCAAAUUUUGUUGAAAUGUGCAGAGAGCAUGGAAUUAACUUUAUUGGGCCAAAUCCUGAUAGCAUACGCGUAAUGGGGGACAAAUCAACUGCCAGGGACACAAUGAAGAAUGCUGGAGUUCCCACAGUGCCAGGGAGUGAUGGGUUAUUACAGAGUAAUGAAGAAGGAAUCAGACUUGCAGAGGAGAUUGGCUAUCCUGUAAUGAUUAAGGCAACAGCGGGUGGUGGAGGACGUGGCAUGCGUCUUGCUAAAGAACCUGAUGAAUUUGUGAAGUUGUUGCAGCAAGCUAAAAGUGAGGCUGCUGCUGCUUUUGGAAACGAUGGUGUCUAUCUGGAAAAAUACAUCCAAAAUCCAAGACACAUUGAAUUCCAGGUUCUUGCAGACAAGUUUGGCAACGUUGUUCACUUUGGAGAACGGGAUUGCAGUAUUCAGAGAAGAAAUCAAAAAUUGCUUGAAGAAGCACCUUCACCUGCUCUGACUCCAGAGCUGCGGAAAGCAAUGGGAGAUGCGGCUGUUGCAGCGGCAGCCUCCAUUGGUUACAUAGGUGUUGGGACAGUUGAGUUCCUUCUUGAUGAAAGAGGCUCUUUUUACUUCAUGGAAAUGAAUACCCGGAUCCAGGUUGAGCAUCCUGUAACGGAGAUGAUUUCAUCGGUUGACCUGAUUGAAGAACAACUCCGUGUAGCUAGGGGUGAAAAACUACGUUACAAUCAGGAAGAUAUUGUUCUCCGAGGACAUUCAAUUGAAUGUCGUAUAAACGCUGAAGAUGCUUUCAAGAACUUCAGACCUGGGCCAGGGAGAAUUACAACAUACUUGCCUGCUGGAGGUCCAUUUGUUAGAAUGGAUAGCCAUGUAUACUCAGACUACGUAGUUCCUCCCAGUUAUGAUUCGCUACUUGGAAAGCUUAUUGUGUGGGCUCCAACUAGGGAGAGAGCAAUUGAAAGAAUGAAGAGGGCUCUCAAUGACACCAUAAUCACAGGGGUUCCAACUACAAUUGACUAUCACAAACUUAUUCUCGACGUUGAGGAUUUCAGAAAUGGAAAGGUUGACACUGCUUUUAUUCCCAAGCAUGAAUCUGAGUUAGCUGUACCACAAGAAUUGGUACCUGUUGUCAAAGAGCUGACAAAGGUUGCUGCUUAGAUGCGUUUCUCGUUCUCUCAAGCGAGUAAUUUAGGUUGGUUUAAAGGUUAUGCUGUUUUUGGCGGCAUUGCUGUUUUCUUUCUAUUUAUAUUGGACUAGAGAUGCUUUGGUUGGAGAAAUAAAAUAACUUUUCCAUAUUUUA
Impatiens glandulifera is the source of this 1842-nucleotide messenger RNA. Its product is annotated as biotin carboxylase 1, chloroplastic-like. The coding region runs from base 87 to 1700 and encodes 537 amino acids. Gene Ontology annotation, molecular function: metal ion binding; ATP binding; ligase activity. Lineage: Eukaryota; Viridiplantae; Streptophyta; Magnoliopsida; Ericales; Balsaminaceae. The record is from RefSeq and is a predicted model, not a curated record. The transcript is spliced from 16 exons.